AGAAACUGGAAAACUGUUCGGGGAAACUCGGAAUUCAUCCGUUGGUUGGCGAACGUAAAAGCCAUUUUUCCGAGGGUUGGGUCGGUAAUAAAAUACAGUCCCGUUUCAUCUGCAGAACAGUCCUCGACUUUCAAGAAAAUAUGCUGUCCGGCCAGCCGUUGCUCGAAGGACUCCGCUCCGGAAGCACCAUCUCGAAUCUUCACCUUUCCUCGCUAUCAUCUGAAAGUGGGAGAUGUAAUGACUACAAUAAGGGCUGAAGAUGAUAUGGCAUUAGUGUCGAGUACGAUGGCUCGCGUAUUUGUCAAUAGGUGGCUGUUAAUGACAGGGUGCCCGUCCCUCGUCUCUCAAAUUUACUUCGUACUUUCCUUACUGUCUCAACUCGGGGAGGGGGAGGGGGGGGGUAUGUAUUCCUUAAGAAAUGUACUUGGAGAAGCUUCUAUAUCAGCGCUUUGUUUGAUUAUUCAAGCUCCAACAAGAAGAAAUACCAUGAUCGGUGUAAUAAAUUCCAUCUCGGAGUCUUCCACUGGAAUU
Molecule: messenger RNA, 531 nt
Organism: Heterotrigona itama
Lineage: Eukaryota; Metazoa; Arthropoda; Insecta; Hymenoptera; Apidae
Source: the annotation of a GenBank genome assembly